Plectropomus leopardus (leopard coralgrouper) is the source of this 1344-nucleotide messenger RNA. Its product is annotated as E3 ubiquitin-protein ligase DTX3-like. Gene Ontology annotation, biological process: protein ubiquitination; Notch signaling pathway. The record is from RefSeq and is a predicted model, not a curated record. NCBI's taxonomy places the organism in Eukaryota, Metazoa, Chordata, Actinopteri, Perciformes, Serranidae.
AGCAACCACACACUUGUCGUCACACACCGGAAAACAAUGGCAAACACCCCAAACAGUGGUGGAGUCUGUUUAACUACGGAAGACUGUGCCAUUUGUUUGGACAAAAUUCAGGCGAAGAAAACAUUAAAGUGCUCUCACUCUUUCUGCUCUGCGUGUAUCGACACGGUUUUCAAGUUGAAGCCGGCUUGUCCGAUAUGCAACACCUACCACGGAGAGUACAGAGGGACGCAGCCGGAGGGCACGAUGACGGUGAUGCGCAGCUGGCAGAGUCUGCCCGGCUUUCAGCACUGCGGAUCUAUUGUCAUACAGUACAGUUUCCCAGCUGGGAUUCAAGGGCCUGAACACCCAAACCCUGGGGUGAGAUACAGCAGUACCUCUCGGACUGCCUUCCUGCCAGCCACCGAGGAGGGAGAAAAGGUCCUGAAGCUGCUAAGGAAAGCCUUUGACAGGAGACUCACCUUCACCGUAGGACGAUCCGUCACCACAGGCCUGAACAACGUCAUCACCUGGAACGACAUUCACCACAAGACCAGUAUGAGCGGGGGUCCACAAUGUUUUGGAUAUCCAGAUCCAGACUAUUUGUUCAGGGUUCAAGAGGAGCUUCGUCUUAAAGGAGUGACACAGGAUGACUGAUGGGUGAAGACAAUCAGAGGACAUCUUCACAUACAUUCAAUUCUUUGUAGUGUUACAAAGUCUCUGAUUUCAAGUCUGCACUGUUUGCAGUCCUCAAGCAGGGAUCGCCAUCACUGAGGCUUUAAGGUGUUUCAUUCUAUGAAGUGGAUACAUGGAGCUAUUAUUUUGACAUGUGCAGGUUAGUGGCUUUUUUUUUGUUCAACUAUCAACUGACUAUGCAAAAAAUCAUUCUCUGAACACAACUUGCACAGUAUGUUAUCGAGAAAAACACUGAGUACAAUACAGAGAGUUAGUAUAAGGGGUUAGCCAGUAACACUGAUCAUCAGAUUUCAGCAUGUCAAUAUCUUUUAACACUGGUUUACAGGUCUGAAGCCUUGAAGCAGACAUAAGAGACAUACCAGAAGGGAAAAGCACUUUUCAUUGGAGAAAUGGAUAAGUAGAGUUUCUCAUGGAAAUCAGGGAUAAUAAUGUAAAUGGAAUUGUCAUGAUAAUGUAUUGUGUUUUAAGGAUAAUGUGAUAAUCUACAUUUCUCUUAAUGUCAACAAAUCCCAUGUUAAGACCAAAACUGACAGUGAACUGAUCCUACUAGCAACUAUUGCCUGAGUGGCCAAAGCCUAUGUAUGAUGUAGCAUAUUCUUCUGUGCCUCAGACCUUUGUUGUUGUCGUAAACCUAAUAAAAACACGGGUUACUUGUUCCUUUAUUAUAAUGAA